CUUGAGGGAGAGAGCUGGGGUUAUAGGACAGCAUUCUUUGUGUCGGGGCUGCAGUUCUUCCACGGCUCAGCGGCUUCACUUUACUCCACUUACAACUUCUGCUCAGCUCCUCACUCUGUGGCAGCAGCUCAACUGUCCCCAGAUCAGCCAGGCUUCUCUUCAACUUGUGCACUCUCUGGAGAGUUCUGCAACUCUGCCGCCAUAAUGGAGUCUGCUACGGUGGAGCUGCCGUCCCUGUUGUCCAAUCAGACGUCUGCUCAGAGCUGCGCCCCGGUGGAGAUGACGGCAGAGAACACCCUGUUUGGAUGCUUCUACAUCCUGGUUUUCUUUCUGGCGCUGAACGGUAACAGUCUUGCUCUCUGGAUCUUCUCCCACCAGCGAGGCACUUCCUCUCCAGCGAAUGUCUUCUUGAUCCACCUGGCUGUGGCCGACUUGUCAUAUGUGAUCAUUCUUCCGCUCAGGGCCACGUAUCACCUCACUGGGGGCCACUGGCCCUUUGGGGAGGUGCCCUGCAGAGUGGCAGGCUUUUUGUUUUAUGUCAACAUGUACGCCAGUCUGUACUUCCUGGCCUGUGUUGCAGGGGAUCGGUACCUCGCUGUUGUUCACGCUGUGAGGUCACUGAAGGUCAGACGUGCUCGCUACGCUCACAUCAUCAGCUUCUCCCUCUGGGCGUUGGUUACUAUCUCGAUGGCGCCCCUGCUGGUCACCCGUCAGACUGCAGAGGUGGACGGCGUGACAGUGUGUUUACAGCUGUACAGAGAGAAGGCGUCUCGUAACGCACUAAUCUCAUUGGCUGUAGCCUUCACCCCGCCUUUCCUCGCCACCCUGACCUGUUACCUGCUCAUCAUUCACAGCCUGCAUCGAGGCUCCAGGCUCGAACCGACUCUGAAACUCAGAGCUCUGCGCACCAUCGGCCUCGUCCUGCUCAUCUACGUGGUGUGUUUCCUCCCGUAUCAUGUGAGCAGAGCCACCUUCAUUCUGGGCUACAACCACCCUGACGUGUCCUGUCAGACCCGCAGAGGCCUCAGCUUGGCCAACCGCCUCACCUCCUCCCUCACCUGUCUGAACGGGGCCAUGGACCCUCUGGUCUACCUGUUCGGGGCUGAGAAGUUCCGUGGCACCCUGACCCGACUGUUCUGCAAAGACAAGGGGGGGAUGUCGGCAGCCACCAGCGGAGAGUUAAAGGGAACACACGAGAGCUCGAUGAGCGCCAAAUCUGAGUUUUAGACAAAUGUGAACUAAAAUGCAGACUCAACACAACCAAAACUGGACGGACUGUCAGAUGAUGCUUUCCUUUUCACAACUGAAGGCUGGGGCUCAUUUUGCAGUGUUUUCAGUUGGUGCUGCUGAGUUUACCUCUCAUUUUUGGCCCUCAUAUUGUUCACUUAAUGAAUAUAAUUACUUGAGGACUAGUAUCCACAUUUGGGAUAUGAUGUUUACACGAACGACAGAGAAAUCUGCUUAUGAUAAAUAAUAGGCUACGUUCAGACAGCAGGUCUUAAUGCACAAUUUAGAUUUUUUGGUGAAAUCCGAUUUUUGGGGUGUUCUUU
Molecule: messenger RNA, 1550 nt
Organism: Sphaeramia orbicularis (orbiculate cardinalfish)
Lineage: Eukaryota; Metazoa; Chordata; Actinopteri; Kurtiformes; Apogonidae
Gene: gpr17
Product: G protein-coupled receptor 17
Exons: 2
Coding region: 205-1227 (340 amino acids)
Biological process (GO): G protein-coupled receptor signaling pathway
Cellular component (GO): membrane
Molecular function (GO): oxysterol binding; G protein-coupled receptor activity
Source: RefSeq, a predicted model, not a curated record